UCCCGCCCACAGCCCUCCAGGGGGCGGGGCGACGCCUGCGCGGAGCGCGGGAAGGAGGGCGUCUCCACAUGGGGCGGGCGCGCGGCGCCAGGUGUGCGCGGAGUGGGGAAGCGUCGCCGUGGCGACGGCGGGUGUAGCGGAGCUGGUGGCGGCCAGGAGGGGCGAGGCAGCGCCGAGAGAAACUGGAUGGCUUCUACGGUCAGCCUGAGUAAAGACACGUUACUGGAAGAUGGAAUGCCGCCUGCAAAAAAGCCCAGGAAGCUAUUGCCAAGCCUAAAAACCAAGAAGCCUCGGGAACUUGUUCUGGUGAUUGGAACAGGAAUCAGUGCCGCAGUUGCUCCCCAGGUCCCAGCACUGAAGUCUUGGAAGGGUUUGAUCCAGGCCCUCCUGGAUGCUGCUAUUGACUUUGAUCUUCUGGAAGAUGAAGAAAGCAAAAGGUUUCAGAAGUGUCUCCAUGAGUACAAGAACUUGGUUCACGUUGCCCAUGACCUUAUCCAGAAGCUGUCCCCGCGCACAAGCAAUGUUCGCUCAACAUUUUUCAAAGACUGUUUAUAUGAGGUGUUUGAUGACCUGGAAUCUAAAAUGGAAGAUUCUGGAAAACAGCUGCUUCAGUCAGUGCUUCACCUAAUGGAAAAUGGGGCACUUGUGUUAACCACGAACUUCGAUAACCUGCUGGAACUGUAUGCAGCACACCAGGGGAAGCACCUGGAGUCUCUUGACCUGACGGAUGAGAAGAAGGUGCUGGAGUGGGCGCAGGGGAAGAGGAAGCUCAGUGUCCUGCACAUCCACGGCGUGUACACGAACCCGAGCGGCAUCGUGCUGCACCCGGCCGGCUACCAGAACGUGCUGCGCAACACCGAGGUCAUGCGAGAGAUUCAGAAGCUGUAUGAAAAUAAGUCGUUCCUGUUCUUGGGCUGUGGUUGGACUGUUGACGACACCACGUUUCAGGCCCUGUUUCUGGAAGCUGAGAAGCACAAGUCGGACCUGGAGCACUUCAUGCUCGUGAGGAGAGGAGACGUGGAUGAGUUUAAGAAGCUCCGCGAGAACAUGCUGGACAAGGGGAUUAAAGUGAUUUCCUAUGGAGAUGAAUACACAGACCUGCCCGAGUACUUUGGGAGGCUGGCGAGCGAGAUCGCCAUGCGGGGCCGCGCAGGUGUGCCUAAGGAAGGACAACAGCUGAACGGCUCCACUGCAGCCCACGCUGAGAUAACAGGAUGCAGCACGUGAGCCUCAGCCCCAGCCCAGGAGCAGAGCUGUGGGUGCUCCCCACACUGCAGGCAGCCCCAGCGCCGUGUGAGGGGAGGAGCAGCAGCGCCCUGCCCACAGCUGCUGCCUGCCCAGCUGUGCUGAGCCCCACAGAGCCAGGCAGGCACAAGCCAGAGGGCUGGGCCCGUCCUCCCACGGCUGCCUGACAACACAGUCUCUUUUUUAUCAUGGUUAUGUUUGCAGGGGAGCAGUGUCUCCCUGCCGCUGCUGCAGCCUCCUGCAAUUUCAUACUUAACGCUUUUGUAUUCUCUACUUUCACUUCAGAAUGAAACUUGAGCAGUUAUGGUUUUUUUUUUACUUGAAGCUCUAGUUUUAUAGUCCUUUCUUUAUACUGUACAGUAUUUUGUAUGUUGAAGCUCGUAUUAAAGGCCUGUUCAGUUCCAUUGC
Messenger RNA from Numida meleagris (helmeted guineafowl), 1653 nucleotides. RefSeq names its product family with sequence similarity 118 member B (gene SIRAL1). The transcript has 9 exons. Lineage: Eukaryota; Metazoa; Chordata; Aves; Galliformes; Numididae. The record is from RefSeq and is a predicted model, not a curated record. The coding region runs from base 187 to 1227 and encodes 346 amino acids.